This is a messenger RNA of Tigriopus californicus, 1105 nucleotides long. RefSeq lists its product as uncharacterized. The transcript has 3 exons. Bases 20 to 826 code for a protein of 268 amino acids. Lineage: Eukaryota; Metazoa; Arthropoda; Copepoda; Harpacticoida; Harpacticidae. The record is from RefSeq and is a predicted model, not a curated record.
AGCACAACUGCUGUCAAGAAUGUUGGUGCAACUGUUAUCAAGCCAUCUUUUCUUAUUUCAAAUACGAUCAGUUUAUGGUGCUGAUUAUGAGUUUUCGCAAAUGAGAGACUUAUACGGGUUUCAACUGGAUCCAAGAACUCUGAUUUUAGAGGAAGAUAGUUCUAAACAAGAACAUAAUGGAGAUCCACUCUUAAGAUGUGCCUUGAGUUGCCAAAAUGAUUGUCAAACAUUUGAAUUUAAAGACGGCGUAUGUCGGUUGUAUAAGGGAUUUACCGUUAUCAAAUCAGCUGACCCCAAUCAAGUUGUUCAGGUCCGAAUAAAGCAUCGUCUGGAUCCACAAUCCCCUCCGAUCCUUCCCAUGGGGCCACAGAUCCUAGUGUUUCGUCAAAACGCAUCAGAUCAGAUAUUUUGGCCCCCUGGCGUCAUAGCAUUGAACAAGAAUCAAACAUCAGCUUUAAGAUAUUCGAUAUUGGACGAAAUACACGAUCUUCGAGGGACGGAUGGCAGUUUCCACUUUAAACUGUGUUAUCCAGAGUUGAAUACCAAUUUGUGCUAUCGAUGGAGUCAGAGUGAACAUCCCCUUGCUGUGCAAGGUCAAGAUGUUCCAAAAAACUUUGUCUACAAGGAAGGACCAUUCUCGAAAUACCGUGGUUUCUUUGGCUUAUCCCAAAGCACUCCACAUCAAUGCCUCCUUAAUGGAGACUUGUCUGGAUCAUCUCGGUGGUGGUUUGCUCUGGGCACAUAUCACUCAUUUGGAGGACAAGAUAUGUUUCCUGGACCUGCUGAAAGGAUAGUCACAUUGGUGGAACUGUAUGUUGAAUUGUAAUUAGUAGACCUCGAAUAACAAAGUAAAAUCUGUCUUUGUGGCCGAAUUUUUUUAUGCCAAAUUUCCCACUUUUUAAAGCCACUUUUUCUCGUUUUUGACUUCAACUAGUUCUCACAUUAUACCCUCAUAUCUUAGCCGUUUUGUCUUGUAAGUGCAUAUGAAUAUCUUCUUAACUACUUAUGCACUCCCCAGCUAUUUCCAAGAGAACGGCCCUCAAGUCAAAACCAAUGAAAUAAAGGCUAUGGAUUUUCAUAACAUCGUUUGCCUUCCACAUUCUUC